GUCUCACUCAGGUACGAGUGUGUUACCCGCUAACUUCACGGCAACAUUCAUUCAUUUUUCACAUGUUUCUUGAAAUUGUCAAUUUUAGUUAAUUUUUUAUCUCUAAAGUUUUCACAUGAGUUCGUUUUUCCAAGUUUUAAGCCGAACCUCUACCCCUCUUGGUUUCGUCAGACCCCUGUCGUCAUCUACGACCGCAAAAACCACGAAGGGGCCGCACAAUUCCUCUAUUACUUCAUAUUGCUCGGACCUAGUCAGACGACAUGAUUACGAGAUGUUCCUAUGCACCCUUCUCAUUCCCGAUCCCAUCCUGCGCACCAAGGUGAUGACCGUGCGUGCUUUCAACACGGAAGUGGCCAUUAUCCGGGACCAAGUGUCCCAAAAAGAGAUUGGGUUGUCCAGACUUGUCUUUUGGAGAGAGGCUGUCAAUCAACUGUAUCUGUCUAAAAAGGCUGACUCUUCAUAUAAGAAUGUGCCAAGACAGCCCACAGUCUUAGGAAUGAGCAAAGUCAUUUUCGAACAUGAUGUAUCCAAGAAAUGGUUGGUGAACUUAUUGGAUGGACGAGAAAGGCUCAUGUCAGACGUGCCGUUUACUGAUCUCUCAGACUUGGAAGCAUAUUGCGACCAAACGGUCACCUCUAUUUUGUUCAUAACCUUUGAAAUCUUAGGUGUGAAGAAUGUCGAUGUAGACCACGCAUCUAGUCACCUGGGGAAAGCGAUUGGUCUUGGAACAUUUGCUAGAAGUAUACCUUACAAUGCUCAAAAUAGGAGAGUACUUGUCCCUAGAGAUAUGCUAAUUAAACAUGGGUUAUCACAAGAGGAUUUCAUCCGAAAUAAGCAGUCAGAGAAAAUUAAGGAACUCGUUUAUGAAAUAGCGUCACAUGCUCACAUACAUUACGAUAAAGCAAAAUCAAUGAGCAAAUUGAUUGAUAAAAAAGCGUUACCUUUGUUCCUGGCUGGUGUUCCCACCGACAUAUAUCUAAAACGACUUCAACGUGUUCAAUUUGAUCCGUAUCAUCCCUCUCUGACGACUAAAUAUAGACUUUUGCCCUGGCAUUUAUAUUUUAGAAAAAUAAAGGGAUCAUAUUUCUAACGAAAUAUUGGGUAGUUGUGCUGUUAGUUCUUUAUUUUCGACCUAAUUUCAUUAUUAGUGAAAAGUUUGAUGUAGAAAAAUGUUCAUAUAAUAAAUUUUUUGUUCUACAUAGUUGCAUAAAG
Messenger RNA from Folsomia candida, 1212 nucleotides. It is a transcript of the gene sicily, whose product is annotated as NADH dehydrogenase (ubiquinone) complex I, assembly factor 6. The transcript is spliced from 6 exons. Gene Ontology annotation, biological process: biosynthetic process. The record is from RefSeq and is a predicted model, not a curated record. Lineage: Eukaryota; Metazoa; Arthropoda; Collembola; Entomobryomorpha; Isotomidae. Bases 116 to 1090 code for a protein of 324 amino acids.